AUGUUUACCUUUCUCCGUCCCGCUCUAUUUGCAUCUCUCGUUGCGGCCCAUGGUCACGUCACCAACAUCGUUAUUAACGGUGUCUCCUUCGAUGGAUGGGACAUAGGAAGUUAUCCUUAUACAGAUAACCCCCCUGAUGUGGUGGCUUGGGGUACCCCAAACACUUCCAAUGGCUUCGUUGCUCCAGAUGCGUACGGGACCUCGGAUAUCAUCUGUCAUCUCGAAGCUAAAAACGCUAAAGGUCACGCGGUAGUAGCUGCUGGUGAUCGAGUCUUUCUUCAAUGGACCCCUGACUGGCCAGAAUCGCAUCAUGGACCGAUCAUUGAUUAUCUGGCUAGCUGUGGCGAAAGUGGCUGUGAAACUGUGGACAAGAACACGCUUAAGUUCUUCAAGAUUGACGGCGUCGGGCUAGUCGAUGGAUCAAAGCCCCCCGGCUUUUGGGCCGAUGAUCAGCUCAUUGCCCAAAACUCGGGAUGGAUGGUUGAAAUUCCUGCCAACAUCGCACCUGGGCAUUAUGUCUUGAGACAUGAAAUGAUCGCACUCCAUGGAGCAGGCAGUGUGGGUGGGACCCAGAAUUAUCCCCAGUGCUUCAACCUACAAAUCACUGGCUCGGGAACAGACAAGCCAGCAGGUGUCUUGGGUACCGAUCUGUACAGCCCAACAGACCCCGGCAUUCUCGUCAACAUUUACACUUCUCUGGCAAGCUAUUCUCUUGCUAAUGCGUUUGGUCAGGUUGUCCCGGGACCAACCCUUUACAGUGGUGCUGUCUCAAUCACCCAAACCACUUCGGCAAUCACCGCUUCGGGCACACCUAUCACAGGGACAGGUGGUGGCGGUACCGGUCCCACCACCACCUCCAAGGUCACUACCACAACACUAGCAACUACCACCAAGCCUAACACUACUACUAAGACCACCACUACUACUGCCGGCGGGGGCGGAGCAGCCCAGACACCCUACGGACAGUGCGGAGGAUCUGGAUGGACUGGACCAACAGCAUGUGCGCCGCCAGCAGCCUGUUCUUCCGUGAACGAAUGGUAUUCUCAGUGUCUUCCAACUGGUGCUUGA
This is a messenger RNA of Penicillium griseofulvum, 1068 nucleotides long. RefSeq names its product putative endo-1,4-beta-glucanase. Gene Ontology annotation, cellular component: extracellular region. Gene Ontology annotation, biological process: carbohydrate metabolic process. The coding region runs from base 1 to 1068 and encodes 355 amino acids. The record is from RefSeq and is a predicted model, not a curated record. Lineage: Eukaryota; Fungi; Ascomycota; Eurotiomycetes; Eurotiales; Aspergillaceae. The transcript is spliced from 4 exons. Gene Ontology annotation, molecular function: cellulose binding.